GCGGCUGCCAUUUCACUACGCACAAUAUUGGAGUACUCUAUCGAUGGUCGCUUCUCUUGAACCACGCCCGCAAGGCGUCUCAUGCCCAGUACACACAUGCACAGGAUUUGUGACAGUGCGACGAGAAGUUCAAAUCUCUUCGGGUGAGACUUAGUAUCGAAGAGAGUGCCUCCUGUAGCCGCAUUUUCACUUCGGCCGCGCAUGCCAAGCGGCUAACGUUAGGGUUGAAGCUGCAGGUGUGUCCGUCGUCAUUGACGCUGCUGAACCUGCGACUAGGGGAAUGGAUCCGACAGACGAGGAACCGGAGCUUCCUUCCGCUGUCAAGGAGCUUAUACAUCGUCUGGAAGGCAAAGACGAGCCUUGACGGUGGCUUCCUACAUUAAGCUGCCCAGAUUUUCAAGAGUUUUUUCCGGAACGUGCAUGGCUAUCGACGAUCAUAGGGUGGCGAAGCGAAGUGCGCCUUCGGGCGCCUUCGAGUGCUGGAGGCAAUCGGCAGCUGCAACACCUUUCAUUCUCUGGACGUAAACAUUAUUUUUGGAGGAGAUAUAUCGAGGUUGACGCCUAGCGAGCGGGAAGUACUUUUGAGAGGUUUCAGGCGUAGCACCGUUCUACGAGCGAUAAGAGUUGAGGGAUUGACAUGGAGAUCACUUGCGGAAGUGGAGAGCUUAUGUUUACAGCUGGGGGAAAUUUUGAAGGCCUCUAGCGUGAAAGAUUUGACAAUAGUCAAUUGCAGAUUGAGUGCCGGAUGUUUCUUGAAUCUCGCAUCAGAGCUGCGAGGAAAUUACGAGUCUAAACUCGACUCUUUAGAACUACGUAAUGCAUGGGAGAGCUCGAGUGCGGUGAGGCAUAUGGCUGUCGUGAUCAACCGUGCUACUCGACUAGAAACUUUGGAAAUAGGGUUCAGGGGGCCGCAUGUACGACAUGGACGAGGAGGCCGCUAGAAUCUUGUCGCAGGCUUUGAAACAGAGCUCGGCUUUGAAAAAAUUGGUUACAAAGAAGGUGAAGGACGAAGCGUCAGCCUUCUUGCUGAAGGCAUUGCAUGGAGAUGGUGGCAAUGGAAGAAUUGAAUGUCUUCAUCUCAUUUCCGUGUCUGGACUCGGAGACUUUUACGAGAACUUCUGAGACCCCACACUUACUUGAUGGAAGUGAUGUGGGACCCCAUGGACAUGCGUCCCGAGGAAUGGAGCGAACUGCGCCAAGCCAUACGUGAAAAUGCUACACCAAGAACUAUUCGCUUAAUCCAUUUCAUGCAUCACAGAGAUAACUUGAAGGGAGUAGAAGAGCUUGCGUGUUCUGAUAGCUCCGAUGUCAAGGACUCUACAGUGGAGCUGAUUAUAACAUUUUAAGAUUACGAUGCAUUGUUGUCAGCAGUCAACGUAGUGGGUAGGGUAUUGCGCGGAAAAAUCAAAUCUCUUAAGUCGUUGGUUCUACUUGUGGUAGCAAAAAAAGAAAGGGACGAAAUCCAUGGGUUGCUGCCAUCAGGCAGCAACCCAUGGAGACGAACGUUUCGUCUUCAUGGAUGGAAAUGGUGGAGAAACUUUAGUCCUGAAGAGACUGAAAUUAUUUGUUAGAAGCAAAGAUACUUUGAAGGGAGUAUGGAAGGGGACCUGCUUUGUUUCUUGCGAGAGAAUACAAGUAACACUCACUGUCUGAUUCCGAACUCGAUGACGAGGCGUUCGGGGAACUCAUUGGUCUCUUGCAAGUGUACUUGACUCUCCAGCAAAUAUAUGUAUGAGGAACUUCAUGGGCGGAAAGGCGGCGCCUAUUGAUGAAGCUCUACGGGAAAACCUGAACCGGCCGGCUACAUGAGUGUCUUCAGAGAAGCCAAAUUAACAUUUGGAGAUGCAAAAGCUGGUCGACUCUUUUUAUGCGGCUAUCCUGGAGCAGGCAAGACUCGAACUUUGAUGAGAUUAGUUCAAGGCAAAAGUUGGCUGGGGAUCAAAUUGUACAAAUUGCUGAGUACUGUAGUCUGGUAGGGGAGUUUUUGCCAAAACAAUGAGGAUAGCCAAGUUUCAAUUUGGCAUUUUGGGGUACAAAGUUUUCAUACAUUUUAAAAUUUGCUGUUCAUUC
This is a messenger RNA of Marchantia polymorpha subsp. ruderalis, 2070 nucleotides long. The record is from the annotation of a GenBank genome assembly. NCBI's taxonomy places the organism in Eukaryota, Viridiplantae, Streptophyta, Marchantiopsida, Marchantiales, Marchantiaceae.